GCAGUGCAGCCGUAUCGUACCGGCGCAGAAGUUUGUGGAGCGUGCGUUUCAUCACCCCGUAAAAUAUGAUUUUAUUUGCCCUAAUCGUCCUCGUCUGCUUUGAUCUUUGAUCAGAAACGAAGCAUUCACGAUAUGGCAUCCUUCGGAUGUUUUAAAAGUCUAUCAUGCAGCAGAAGGUUUGCAGUAAAUGUGCGAAAAGCCGUAAGAGACGUGGGCCUAUUAAAUUUUCGGAAAGUACCGCGGAUUCCAGCGUCUGUAGCAUGCGUUGAUGACGAGCAACUGGGGCGUUCGUUGUUUUCGCUCCCGGCCUCAGAACGCAGCUUCAUCGCGUCGUCCACUCUGGUUUCCGGAGCAGAUCAGCCUUUGUUAAACUUAACGACUACUUUGAGUGGGCGUGCCAUGUGUAUUGAUCGGUGUCUCCACACAAGCUCGUACUUGGCAGUCAAAGCAUGGGAGCGACGUAAUAAGAAAGUCUAUCCUCCACAGAAGCCUGGAGAGCCCCCACGGAAGGCAGAGGUGUAUUACUCCAGAAGACAGAUCAAGCACAGCAUGAGAAAAAUGUGGUACAUCGCGAAGUUUGUCAAGGGCAUGAUGAUUGACGAUGCGCUGACUCAGCUACAGUUUAUCGACAAGAAAAGUGCCAAGAUUGCCCGAGAGGUUCUUCUGGAGGCACAAGAAGAGGCCGUCAAAAAUCACAAUGUGGAAUUCAAGUCCAAUCUUCAUAUCGCUGAUGCUUUUGUCGGCAAAGGCGAGUAUGACCAUGCCAUGCGCAUCCAUGCAAAGGGACGAUUCAGCAUCCUGGACCUAGUGUACAGCCACUUCUUUGUCUGUCUCAGGGAAGGGCCGCCCCCCAAGGAGGUUGAGACAACCGGUUACGAUCAGGCCCAACAUUACAUAGACUCACUCAGGAAAAGGACAAUCACCCACUCUGUUUGAAUUAUCAGAAGGGGACAACCACUGUAGAUGUGCGUGAUGGAUCUUCAAGAGUUGACGUAUUGGGA
This is a messenger RNA of Acanthaster planci (crown-of-thorns starfish), 1001 nucleotides long. RefSeq names its product large ribosomal subunit protein uL22m-like. Gene Ontology annotation, cellular component: ribosome; mitochondrial large ribosomal subunit. The record is from RefSeq and is a predicted model, not a curated record. Gene Ontology annotation, molecular function: structural constituent of ribosome. Lineage: Eukaryota; Metazoa; Echinodermata; Asteroidea; Valvatida; Acanthasteridae. Gene Ontology annotation, biological process: translation.